Molecule: messenger RNA, 1749 nt
Organism: Mytilinidion resinicola
Lineage: Eukaryota; Fungi; Ascomycota; Dothideomycetes; Mytilinidiales; Mytilinidiaceae
Product: carboxypeptidase S1
Exons: 4
Coding region: 1-1749 (582 amino acids)
Biological process (GO): proteolysis
Cellular component (GO): fungal-type vacuole
Molecular function (GO): serine-type carboxypeptidase activity
Source: RefSeq, a predicted model, not a curated record
AUGCUCUCAUUACUUUCCCCAAGCCUGCUGUGCUUCGGUCUGGCGUCGACUGUCUUCGGGCAAUUCGUCCCAGCACCCACGGAUCUGAUCACUAAGAAAGGCUACGCUGGUAUCGAUGUACGAUAUAAAGAGGUGCCGGCUGGCAUAUGCGAACUGGAUCCCAAUGUGAAGAGCUACUCCGGUUACGCCGACAUUGCUGAGAACGAGCACGUUUUCUGGUGGUUUUUCGAAGCACGCAACGAGGACCCAACUACAGCACCGCUCACAGUAUGGAUCAAUGGAGGCCCUGGAUCUUCUUCUAUGAUUGGCCUCUUCCAAGAACUUGGUCCUUGUGGGAUUGACGCCGACGGAGCUCCUUACAACAACCCAUAUUCGUGGUCUAACGCGAGUAACAUGCUCUUCAUCGACCACCCUACCCAAGUUGGCUUCUCUUAUUCUAUCCCGAUUCCUGGAUACAUAGACAACAAUAAUCAGAUCAUCCAGCUACCUGAUACUACUUGCCCCGAAUACGCUCAGGGUUAUGGGACUUGCGGCACUUAUUCUAAACCCGAUCCAACCUUGACAGCAAACACCACCCAAGGUGCAGCUCCGAGCAUGUGGAAGACAUUGCAAGGAUUCAUGGGCGCGUUCCCCCAGUACUCUCGCCAUGGAUUUUCUUUCACGACUGAGAGCUAUGGCGGUCAUUACGGCCCCGUCUUCAAUGAAUACAUUGAGCAACAGAACGCGAAGGAUAUUCCCGGUGCUCACAAGAUCCAUUUAGAGAAUGUGCUGAUCGGAAACGGGUGGUACGAUCCCUUGAUCCAAUACCAAGCGUACUACAACUACACCGUCUUCCCCGGAAACACUUAUGACUACGAUCCAUACAACGCCAGCGUCAAGGCAGAGUGGUACAACAACCUGUACGGUCCCGGCAACUGCGUUGAUCAGACCAAGCAUUGCUACGCCACCGGCGAAAAUGACGUCUGCAGCGCUGCUGACAACUUCUGCUACCUUGCAGUUGAGUACCUGUAUGACCUUUACGCCGACCGGGAUGAGUACGAUAUGCGGGAGUUGAACAUGGAUCCGUUCCCGUACAACUACUACGUCGCCUAUCUUAACACGCCGGAGGUCCAGAAGGCUAUUGGGGCUUACCAGAACUUCUCGGACAGUUCUGUCACUGUUUCGACUGCAUUUGGAACCACUGGCGACGAUGAUAGGGAGUCUGGCACCAUUCAGGCAGUGCAAAAGCUACUUAAGCAAGGCGUGCAAGUAAUGAUGUACUUCGGAGAUGCGGAUUUCAAUUGCAAUUGGCUAGGCGGUCAAGUCGUCGCCGAGGAGAUUUGCGCACCUGGCUACUCCAGCGCCGGAUUCGUCAACCUCACGACCUCUGAUGGAAUCGUUCACGGCCAGGUCAGGCAGAGCGGCCUCUUCAGCUUCGUCAGGAUUUUCGAGUCCGGACACGAAGUGCCCUUCUACCAACCACUCUCCGCACUCACAAUCUUCGAGCGAGCACUGGCUCAGAAGGACAUUGCUACCGGCGAGCUCAAGGUCACGCCCAAGUACAAGACUGUUGGCACGCCUACGAGCAGUUACAGGGAAGGUAAUGGCACAAUACAGUUGGAGGUACUACCUGGAAAUUCGACUUACAAUACUGUGCUCAACGGUCCCGACCCAACACCGACACCCAUCAGCAUUAGCCCGCCUACGGCGAAGAAGGCGAAGAGGGAGUUCAGGAAGAACGGGAAACCCAAGAAGCCUCGCUCAGGGUGA